Molecule: messenger RNA, 3863 nt
Organism: Acipenser ruthenus (sterlet)
Lineage: Eukaryota; Metazoa; Chordata; Actinopteri; Acipenseriformes; Acipenseridae
Gene: thap4
Product: THAP domain containing 4
Exons: 6
Coding region: 138-1586 (482 amino acids)
Source: RefSeq, a predicted model, not a curated record
ACGGCGACACAGAAAUCCACGUAAGACUGAGUUCCGCCAUUUUGGUGUACGGCCACAGAGUUAUUAUAGUUUGUUAUAUAGUAAAACACUGUAAUUACUUUAAGAGCACUGAAAUACGUGUUCAGUUAAUUGUAAAGAUGGUGAUAUCGUGCGCUGCUGUGAACUGCACAAACAGACAAGGGAAAGUGGAUAAAUCUAUUAUUUCGUUUCACAGGUUCCCUAUCAAAAAUGCUAGGCGGCUGGAGCUAUGGAAGCAGGCAGUUCGAAGAGAGAGAUGGACACCCAACAAGUACUCGUUCCUGUGCAGCAAACACUUCACCCCAGACAGCUUUCAGGAAAGGUAUGAGGACCAGCACAGGCAGCUCAAAGGCAACGCUGUGCCCUCCAUCUUUGACUUCACCGACAAGACCAGAAACUCCAACUCGAUGGUGCGCAGGAAAGUGCUUUGCAAAGACUCUUUGGAACAAGAUGCCGUCUCAGAGGAACAGGGAGUGGCGAGAGUCGCCAAAAAGAGGAAGGCUGCUUCCCAGGAAGAUGUGACCAAGAAAGAAAGAGACAUUAGCCCCAUAGCAGUAGAAGAGGGUCCCCAGCAUGCCGUGGGGGAGUGGGCAAUGGGCGGCAGUGGAGAAGCAGAGGUUUUCACCCCUUCUUCCUGCAGCUUCAUAGGCACCUUACACUCCUACAGCUACACUUCCAGACAGGAGCGGGACCAGACUGCCAGGAGCAAGCACAAGAAGAUGAGGAAGAAGGCAGAGUCAGAGUCAAAAAAUGCUGCCGCCCCCACUGCCUCGGAACAUGACCUGAUCAAAAACGUUACCAUCCUCGUCCCCGAUCCCCACCCUGUUGUGGGCCCUGUGAAGCACUCAAGUGGCAGCUCCUGUCGUCACGUGCUGAUCGACUCUCUGCACUCGUACUGCUUCACAGACUGGCUGGCCAGCAAGGGGCAGGGCAGGCAUGGAAGGCUGGUGAGAAGGCAGCUGCUCCGGAGGAGAGCCCGGCGUCUUCAGGUACAGCUGCAGCUCAGGAAGGGGAAGGAGCUGAUGGAAAGGAAGAGGACCCAGUGGGUCUCCAACAUGCUGGCUCCACACAGAGCAGAUGCCCCGUUGAACCCGGUAAUAAAGCCCCUGGAGUGGAUGCUGGGGACCUGGGAGUGUGACGAGCCAGGAGAGGGGACCUUUCCCACUAUCCAGCCCUUCCGAUACACCGAGACGCUCCACAUCUUCCAUGUGGGACAGCCCAUGCUUAACUUCAUGUUCAAUGCCUUCCACUCUGAGACGAAGAAACCGCUGCACAGAGAAUGUGGCUUCAUCCGUGUGGAACCUGGCAAAGACAACGUGGCUUUUAUAAUUGCCCAGAACACAGGCCUGGUUGAGAUUGAGGAGGGGAAGCUGAGCGGUCAGGAGUUGACCCUGCAGUCCCAGUCUGUGUCCCGCAUCUCCUUUGCUAAAGAGCCACACGUCCAGCAGAUCUCCAGGACUUUCCGACUCAAGGAAGAUGGCAGGCUGGAGCAGACAGUGUGCAUGGCGACUGAAGGCCAGCCUCUCUCAAAGCACCUGCACAUCACCUACAGGAAGAGAGCACCCUGAAGGGAAGGGAGAGGCUUGCUAAGGGAGUACCCAACACAAACCACAUGAUCGUUAACAUGGCUCCUGCAGCUCUGCCGUUGAAUUUUACAGCAGAAUGCAAGAGAAUGUACUCUGGACUAGCCUAUAUUUACCACUGUGUAAAAUUUACAGCAACAAAAUUAAGGAAAAUGUUAAUAAUAACAUACAAAAUGUAUAGAAAUCUGUUUUCAGAUACCAAGUUAGAAAAUGUAAAGCAAUUGUAGCUUUCCAUGCCACGCACAUCUAUUCACUCACUAUACAUGUCUCAGAUAUAGUUUUGAAAGAAAUCUGUUUUAGCAAGUAUGCGUUUUCAUUUUAAAUUAUGAUAUCUGGAACUAUACUAGGCUGUAGAAAUAUUUGAUUGCAGGCUGAUAGUCUUGCACUUGCAUGGUCAUUUCAACUGGAAAUUGUCAACACCCUUUUAGGUCCUUCUUUCCUGUCAGUAACCAGCCAUUUGCUUGCCAUACUGACUGAUGUGCUUUGCAGCCAGUAAGAUGCUUGAACCUGAAGAUAGGUGAGAAGUCCUAGGAAGUGCAUGUGUAUCUAUUUCCUGUAAUGCAAGGCAAACUGACAACCUAGUGUAGUACUGGAUAUCACGUUUCAAAAUGAUAAAACAUGUGUGCGAUAUCAUGCUGAUCUCUAAACUGCACAUUUGACACAUCUAUAGUGAAGUGCAUAACAUAUAGGAUUUAAGAAAGUAUUUUGUUGGUUAUAACCAGUUUAAAUAUCCUGCAUAUCUUCCACCCCAUACUAAUUGUUAAAAAUCCUAGUUUGUCGAACUGUAGGAAACUGCUUUGAAGUAAUUGUUCACAUAAAUCUGAACCUAGCAGACUGUCUCUAGGUUUCUGCUGCAGAAUUCUAGUCAAAGUUGUGUUUUCAUUUUCUGGAACCCCUUUGCACCACAUAUCAGUCCUUUGUGCACUUUGACAGACCGCAAUUAGCACUAAGCUUGGACUGCCUAAGAUCACUUUAGGCAGUCCAAAAUUAAUUUGAAUUGUCUUCUAUGAAUCUUAUCUAUAAGGCAUAUUUUACCUACUAAAUGCUGAGCUGUACAAAAGUGGCUGCUUGUCUCCUACCUCUGGCUGAAUUAAAUGUGUUGCUUAUUAUUCAUAGUUGUGUUUACAUGUAGUUAUAGUGAUGUAAUAACUUCACUAUAUUUAUAUCAGGGUAUCAAAUGUUAAAAUUGAUGCCGAUGACAGGCAUACAUUCCUCCAAGAAACGUCCCAAUACUAGUUAUAAUAUUAUAAUUGUAAUUAUUAGAUAUAAAUGCUAGCCUAUUUUAUUUCAAUGUGUAUGAACACAUUGUUGCCAUGUACUGUAGUAAAUGAGAUGUGGAGAUAAAUAAGACACAGGUGAGGGCCAUGAGUAGAGACUGCCUGUCAGCUUCGCAUGUGUAGCUUGUUGCAUUGAGUUACUGCUUUUCAUUUUGUUUUGUUUGAUACAUGCAAGGCUAUGGAAUACUGCACUAUAUCUAAAGCACUACAUUUGUACAUAAUACUAUAAUAACGUGUACAGGACAAGCAAGGUUUCUUGGUGUCAUUCAUGUCCUCUCAGCACAUCCAGUUGAAGUGUGUCAAUGACGUUAAUCUUUAAAUUGAUUAAUUUAACUGAUAAGUGGAUUUGUGACCGAGAACACAGAGAACCGUAGAUUCAUCAGAAAACUGGAUUUAUCAAAGGGGACUCCUCAGUCAACAAUAGUCAAUUGCUUGUUUUCCUCACAGAAAGUCGCUUUAAAAAACGGCAUAGUAUUCAAAACAUGUUUUAAUAACAUUUCUUACAAACCAAAAGCCCUGUAAUUGCAUAGUCAGCGUUUCAACACUUGUACUGUAAUUCUUGAGCUCAGAAAGAAGCGUAGCGUACUUUACACUUCAAUGCAGAAUUGUGGGCAUGUACAGAAGUGCUGUCCUUUAUCUAGGCCUAUAUAGUGAACAACUUACUACAGCAUUACACAUCAUGGACACAACAUUCCUGCAGGUACAACGUGGCCGACACAGCUGUGAGGACCACAUUUAUACUGUGUGUGUGAUGCCUGCUGUUCAAUUAUUAUAGGGUGUCAUUUUAAACUUCACCUCAGGGUGGCAGUGGUACACUACAAGCAGCAAAAUGAGCAACAGAUCCAUCCUACAUGGUGUCAUUUGCAAGUGGAAGUGUAGCUUUGAAAUAUCUGAAAGGUGUGAGCAGUUAAUUUAGUUUUGAAAAAAAUACAUGUAUACAACUUAUUGUGCAUCUGUUAUAAAGGAAAACAUUAUAAUUGUGAAA